AUGGCACAACUAACGUUCUUAAGAGCAUCAUACACCAAAAUAGAUCACUAUCAGUGUCAUCUCAUGGUCUUUGCAAGUAACUUGGGUAUUGUCAUUGUUGGUGUCUAUUCGACUAUGAAAUGUCGUUUGCACCCUUUGUCGCAAGUUGAAUGCUGCGUGUCGCAUCUACCGUGUCGCAUAAAUCAUGUCGGAUGUACCAUGUCGCGUAUCUCGUGUCUCAUACACCAUGUCGCAUCAACCAUGUCGCAUCAACCAUGUCGCUGUUACCUACGACAUGUGUACCCAUGCGACACAUAUGACAGGCGACAUUUUAAGGUUUAUCCGACAUCAGACAUUUUUGACAGAAAAAAGUUUGACACUCCAAUAAUGUCGGAGCAUACAUUUUAG
Candida tropicalis MYA-3404 is the source of this 387-nucleotide messenger RNA. RefSeq lists its product as uncharacterized. The record is from RefSeq and is a predicted model, not a curated record. Lineage: Eukaryota; Fungi; Ascomycota; Pichiomycetes; Serinales; Debaryomycetaceae. Bases 1 to 387 code for a protein of 128 amino acids. The transcript has a single exon.